This is a messenger RNA of Amborella trichopoda, 2116 nucleotides long. The record is from RefSeq and is a predicted model, not a curated record. NCBI's taxonomy places the organism in Eukaryota, Viridiplantae, Streptophyta, Magnoliopsida, Amborellales, Amborellaceae.
AGAGGUGCGGCUUGAUUGGUUGGUUUAAGGUUGAAACUUGCAACCAUAUGCAAACCACACCCUUUUAUAAUACCUCUUUUGCAACUCUCUCUCCGACUUCUCGAUCCUGCCACACAUUGGAACCAAUUAUUUUACGCAACGGCAAAGGAAAUCUCUCUGACUCUGUCUUGUGCGUAAAUCUCUAGUAUUUUUUUCUUUCCAUCUCCAUUUUAAUUAGAAAUUUCCAGAUAUUCUGAAGAAGGAUAUAUAAUUUCAAUCAAUGAGCAUACCACUUCACAACAAGGCAGAAGGAGUUGCACAUUUAUAUCGGGCCCAAAGCCUCAAUGUUCCUCAAAGAAAGUGACUUAAUUGUUGAUUAUUUGCAUACGGUGGGAAAUUACCAUAUUGGAGAAAGUCUUUGAAGGUUCUCUAAUUCUAACCAUUCAGGUUGGUAAUCGAAUUUGCCGGUCCAAUUAGGGCUGGCUACACGAAUUCCAUCACGGCUCUAAGCAAAAUUUUCGGUGUUGACAUAAGAAGGGGGCGAGAAUGUGCACAGGAUUGCCCUAAAUUUUUGCUUGCCUCUCCUACAUUUCACGGUGGUAGGGGUGCCCUACCUUCUGCUGGGGGGCAUCCAGCUGAUCUUACCUUCCUUGCUGGUGGUGGACUUUAAAGGAGGCUCUGUUUCUUUUUUGUUUUUACAUAAUAAUUGAUUUAGCACAUUAAGCGAGUUUGUGUAAAAAUUAUGGUUUUAAUCAAGCAAAUUGGAGAACAGCAGUCAUUGGUGAAGCAAAGUCCUCUUUUGGACUACUCCAAAGGCCUGCAAGUGUCAAAUAGAGCAGGUAUUAGUGUUCCUCUUUACAAAUUCGGGCACAAAAAUGCAAAUAGUAAUGAAAACCAUGGGGGAUGUUCUGGUUUCACUGAAGAGCAUAGUUUAAUCGAUACUCUCCUGCUUGCUCAGUGGGAAGAUCGUGCAGCAAAGGGAUUGCUCAGCUAUGACGUCACUGCUUGCGAAACUAAGAUUAUCUGUGGGAGGAGUAAAUUUAUUGCUCAGUUUAUUGAAGGGUGGAAUUCAAAACAUUCACUAAGACAUGUAGGUGUCAAAGAUCUGGACCCUUCUAAAUAUAAAAUGAUGAAUCUCAACAGAGAGGAAGUACUUUUCUGUGUUGCUGAAAGUGAAAAUAUGACCUAUGAGCUUAUUUCUUCAGCCACUGUUCUUAGCAAAGCCACUUUAAUCAUUAUAAAUGAAAAUCCUAUUGAAUACGGCCAUGUCUUCAUAAUUCCAAGUGCUGUUUGUGGUUUCCACCAAUUGCUGGAUCUGAAUUCUUUGGAAGUUGCGGCACGGAUAGCUGUUCAUGUUAACAACUGCUUUUUCCAAAUUGUUUAUGAUAGUUCUGCAGCAUCUACAACUGGAAAUUACUUGCAUUUUGAGGCCUGCUAUUUUGCAAAUCCUUUACCUGUGGAGAUGGUUCCAGUCAUCCCUGUAUUAGGUGAUUGGGAGAAUAUUGAGCUGAAGAUCUUUGAGAUUGCAUCUUACCCUAUUAAGGGUUUGGUGUUUAAGUGCAAGGAGAACUUCAAAUUGAUGGUCAGUCUAGUGGCUGAGGUUUGUUCCCGUUUACAGGACCAGGAUGUCCCUCAUAAACUCUUGAUAACUGAUUGCGGUACAAAGAUAUUUUUAUUUCCCCAGGGCCAGAAUGAGGCUAUGGUGCAGGGCUUCAAAACUGGGUCGAAUCCUUCAGCUUGGGAAUGUGUGGGCUACUUCGUUUUCAAGACAAAGCUGGAAUUUGAUCAGGCCACAGAGGAAUCCAUACUCAAACGCCUUACUGCUGCCUCUCUCAACAAUGAAAAUUUCCAAGCACUGAAGCAGCUCUGUUGUUUCCUCGCAAGUAAGAUGCUGCUCGCAUAGUUAGUGGAGCGAGAGAGAGAGAGAGAGAGAGCAUGAAGACAACUGCUUCUUGCUAUGAUAAAGGUGCCAGUAUAGUAUUUACACUAGUAUGGUAGUGUUGACUUGAUACUCUUAAGUUGGAUCACACCAUGGAAAACAAAGGGGUGCUCCGUUUUAUUUGUAUAGAUAGUGUGAACCUUAUGUAAUCUGCUUGUUGUAUAAUCUUCAUAUAAGUGGGCUGAUAUAUUAGAGAAA